Messenger RNA from Aedes albopictus (Asian tiger mosquito), 395 nucleotides. RefSeq lists its product as uncharacterized. The transcript is spliced from 2 exons. Lineage: Eukaryota; Metazoa; Arthropoda; Insecta; Diptera; Culicidae. The annotation marks the transcript as partial. The record is from RefSeq and is a predicted model, not a curated record.
AUGGAACCGAUUUGGCAGAACAUAACCACCGCACUGGAAAUCCCACCGGAAGUGGCGGACAAGUGGCUGGCCAAGCUGAAACAGCAAUACACUCAACCCAACAGGCACUAUCACAAUGAGAAGCAAAUGCUCCGCCGGAAGGUUGAGCAUCUUUCCGGCGCCAGUGUGUGUCUUCAGCUGGCGGUGCUCUUUCAGUACUACGACUUCGACGCGGGGAAAGAUUGUGUCAAGGAGAACUGUGCCGCUUUGAAGGAGUUUUUGGUGGAGGCCGGAAUUGAAAAUAAAGCUUUGGAGAACAACGUCCUGCGACUGCUGGGCGACGUUUCGGUGGAAAGUUCCGACCUGCCGGAUGAUGAUGUUUCCUACUUUCAGGAUUUGGAUCUGCUGAUAUUAGG